Messenger RNA from Halteromyces radiatus, 1111 nucleotides. RefSeq lists its product as uncharacterized. The transcript is spliced from 3 exons. Lineage: Eukaryota; Fungi; Mucoromycota; Mucoromycetes; Mucorales; Cunninghamellaceae. The coding region runs from base 118 to 1020 and encodes 300 amino acids. The record is from RefSeq and is a predicted model, not a curated record.
UUAUCAUUGCCUUUGUCCUACUUUAUUAAUAGUUGUGGUCCAGGCAUCUGGUUAGGUCAUCCAAUUAUCGAUUUUGCCUUGGAUUAUGGUAGAUCUCAUUUUACAGCAGUGGACAUUAUGGAUUUAUUACCUGACCAAGAAUUGGAAAAUAAUAAUCAUGGAAUCACUUUAUCUUCAUCAGAAAUACAAUCACAUCAUCAAUCGAUCGACCAAUCAUACUUUAACUUUUCACCUCUUCAUCCAAUGUUACCUACAAGUAUGUCAAGUAGUACAUGGCAUCAACAACAACAACAACAACGAUCUCAGCCUACUGUAAAUUCAUCAGGUAUCAGCCCAUCUACUGAUGGAUCAUCUACGUAUAUGACCGAAUCAGUAUCAUCAUCAUCAUCAUAUUCUGGUUAUUAUUCUACUUUAUCAAAUUCAUCUUCCAAGUCUAGAACUUUACCUUGUCGAUCACCAUUCUCCAAUCUAGAUAUUUAUGCUUUGGAUGUACGUGAAUAUGGACUUCCUUUUCCGGACAAUAGUUUUUAUUUUGUCAUGCAGCGACUAUCUACACCAGCUUACACUAAUCAAAAUUGGAAAUUUGUGGUCAGUGAACUUAUACGAGUAACACAACCUGGUGGAUUUAUACAACUAGUAGAAAUCGAUUAUAAUUCUCAAAAUUUAGGUCCUGCAGGUCAAGCUUGGCAAGAUAAAUUAUGUCAAGUCAUGGCCAAAACCAAAAAACUUGAUCCACAUAUGGCAAGUCAUAUGGAUAUUGUAUUGGAAGAAAAUGGAUUAGUAAAUGUGAAAAAGAAAAAAAUAUCAAUGCCUUUUGGACCAUGGGGAUUAGAUAUUGGUGUAUUAUGGCAACAAAAUUUAGAAGCAUUUAUUGAAGCAUCCGCUCCAGCACUUGGACAAGCUCUUGGAAUAUCAUCAGAAGAAUGUAAAGCGAUGUGGCAAGACUUCAAGGAUGAAUUGGUACACGUCAAAGCCUUUACAAAUGUUUAUGCAGUUUGGGGACAGAAACCAUUAGUAUAGUCUUAUAUAUAUAUUAUUUGUUAUUAUUAUGUGGUAUCAAUAUAAUUUUUAUUAUGGAAAUAAAAAAAAGAAAUCAUUUAGUAUUUUACCG